Messenger RNA from Merops nubicus (carmine bee-eater), 4644 nucleotides. RefSeq names its product chromosome unknown open reading frame, human C10orf71. The coding region runs from base 1 to 4644 and encodes 1547 amino acids. The record is from RefSeq and is a predicted model, not a curated record. The transcript has a single exon. Gene Ontology annotation, biological process: positive regulation of calcineurin-NFAT signaling cascade. Lineage: Eukaryota; Metazoa; Chordata; Aves; Coraciiformes; Meropidae. Gene Ontology annotation, cellular component: Z disc.
AUGCAGGGAAAUAAGAAACAUACAGAAGGCCAUAGUGACUCCUCAAGUAUUGGGAGUCUCCUGGAUGACACAGACAGAGAGGUAAGCAACCUCACAGCCAGGGCUUUCAAAAGUUUGUGUGUGGCAGAACUCGAAGACUCUUAUGAUGAACCAGAUCUUGCCAUUUCACCUGACUUUGCUCUCCAGUUCUCUGCUAAGUUUCACCCAGAGACAUUAAACCACGCCAUCAAGAAGAGUGAUGUCUGUAACAAGCUAACAGCAAGAAACAAUGAACAUACAAUACAGGCUUCCACAUUCCAGCAGUUACCAAAGUGUGCUCCGGAGGAGAAAAGGAUUGCUAAAAAUAACACCUUUGCCACGGACAGGAAAAAGCUGAAUUUGCCAGUCUCUGGUCCAAGGAAUGACAAACAUGUUUCAAAAGUGUCUUCAUUGAUUAAGACAUUUGACAAGACUGCAGACCAAGGAUCAGGAGGUUCCCUGAUAGCCAUUAAGCAGCCCAUUAAGAACAGCUUUCAAAAAUGUAAAUUAAGUCGUGGGAACGAUAUGGUUUUCUGGGAUGAUACGGACAUUUUAAGCAAUGACAAGGAGCUUUCUGAAUUUUCUGAGGCUAGUCAAGGCAGCCACUGUCUCAGCAGCAAACAUGAGCCACAGAAAAGACCUAAUAAAAUAGACCUGAGUCAUUGUGGCUCUGAUGCUUAUUAUCCUGUACUGAUUGAAAUGUCAAAGGUGGCCAAGUCCAAUUUUUCCCAUUCUUCUAAAAAAGCUUUAAAAAACAGAAGUGUGAAAGUUAAUGAACCAGCAAAAAAAGGUAAUUUUCUUCACAGUGAAAAUAGUGCUUUUGAAUCAUGGAAUGUUCAUCAUAAAAAACUGACUGAAAAGGAGGAAUUUGUUGGUAUAAAAACGAAAAAGGAAGGUCUUACAUGUAUGGAAGAAGCUUCAAUUACUAAAGGAUCCCACACACAUGAACAUGAAUUGCCACCUGUCAAGACUGCUGUUGCUAAGAAGCAGGAGAAAGAUUUUCAGGUGAAGCCAACUCCACGAGAAGCUCCUUUCAACAUCCCUCUCCCAGCUAUAUGUGUACCUCAGGGCCCCCUCUCUUCAGAAACUGAAUUUCCUGCUGCUCUUCCUCCCACACCCCCCCCUAGGACCCAUGUGCACCAGGUUCCUCCUCAGCCACCCCCUGUCCCACAAGCACUUCCUCCUACACCUCCCACCCAGAAGGGCCGUCCCCCAACACCCCACACCCCUGAAGCUCCCCCUGUGCCACCACACCCAGUGCCAGCUCAGCUUUCCCCACCUGCCUCGUCCCAGGCCACCGUCUCACCCCAGCCCGUGUCCUACAGGGUGCCCUCACCCUCUCCUAUGUCACAGGCACCCAGCCCCCCGCCACCGAGACCCCUGGCCACCUUAACUGAAAAGGAGGCCCUCAGUCCUCAAGCAGUCAGUACCUGUCCACCCUGGAGAAAACAGAGGGCUACAAAAGGGGCAGCAGAGAGGAGACAGACUUCAAAGGAGAAGUUCACAGCCAGUGAUGAGAAGUGCUCACUGUAUGAAAAGGCAGCUGGUGCCGAACGUGGUCUGGACAUGACUCCUCUGGCUAAACAGGUAAACUCCCCUGGAUCAGUCAGUCCUUCCUUCAACAUCACUGAACUCUUAACGCCCAUCAUACCACCGAAACAGGAGGUGGACACUGCUGAAAGUGAGGUGAUACUUCUGACACCUCCUCCCACUGAGAGCACGGCAUCAAGAGACCAUGAGGGCGGCACGUUUGGUGAUUACAGGUCUCGGGAUAGUUACAAAUUGAAAGCAUCAAGUCUGUUAUUCAACUUGAAGGAUGUGCGUAAACGUGUUAAAAGUAUUUAUACCCCUUCUCCCCUGUUAAGGGCCUUUGAGGAGAAAAAUAAAGCUAGGGAAAAUAUACAGGAGAGUACAAAAAUGAAUGCCUCACUCUCGACCUCACAAGAAAAAAGUAACAAAAAUAUCGCAGGGAAAGAUGAAUCGAGGGAUAUAACCUCCAUUUUGCCUGGCAGUGUUUAUGAAAAGGACGAUAAAACUGAUUUAACUGGACAUUUUACAGACAGUUAUAUGACUUUGAGUUCUCCCCAGACAACAGCAGACCUUUUAUUUUAUCAAACCGGAGACAACUUGCAGGAAGACGAUUCAAAACACAAAGAUCUGGUUAAAAACACAAAGGAUAGUGAAAACUUCUUGUUUGGAUAUGAAUCAAAUGAACCUGAUUUAAGACAAGAUCUACAGUAUCCAGCACUGAAACCAUUCAGUAGAGAAAAUGCAGAUGUAACAGCUGGGCAGCUGAUGCAAAAUCCCCAUGUCCAGGGUGAAGGAAAUGAGAGACAGGCUGCUUUUCAGAAUGAAAAUUUUGCCUUCAAAACUCUCCCAAACCAGCUCUCACCAGCAGAGGAUUUGCCUUACAGUGACAUCCAAACCAAUAUGUUGGUACCUGGCCAUGAAGCACAAGGCAAAAGAAGCACUAGUUCUUCAGAGCAAUCUUUUGUGUCCACGGUAGAGCAGCCACUUCAGGAGGAGCCAUUGCCACCGGUGCCCCUGGUGCAGAAGGCAUGUCUUCAAGAAAGCCAGAGGACUAAGAGUGAAAUGGGUGCAAACAGUAAGAAAGGCCACAAGGAGAGAGAGAAAGACAUUGGUGAAGAUGAACUGCAAUAUUGUGCUUCUGUCAGUUCUGGUGGUAGUGCAGCAGAGAAGAGGGAGGGGAAGGUUGCUGGGAAUGAACAGAGGAGCUUGAAGACGGAGAAGCAGAGGAGAGGAAAAAGGGAAGAUGUCAAAAGCACGGAUUCUGCAUCUGACAGUACAAGGGACACAUCCAUCCCGAGGUCUGAGGAACCACAAACACCACCAUUUUCAAGCUCAACCAAACCCAGUCUGUUUAUGAUUAAAGAUAACAAGUUCAGGUCACCUCAGGUAAUAAGGGCUGUCAAGCUGCCCCUGUUCAGAUCCUUUUCCCUGGAUGAUACAGUGAGCAGCAGUUAUAAGGAAAUGCAGAGUAGGUUUAUGCCCCCAGCAGAGCACAUCAAGCAGCAUGGAAACAUGUUGCACGCCCAGGAGACUGGCUGGUCGGCAUCGAGGUGCAGAGGGCAGCAGAAUGUGAAGGAUGGCACAACAAACAGGGGGAAAGAGGACAGUGAGCUUGAAUCUACUUCGGCAACACUGGAUCCUAGUCUUCUGGAAGAUACAGAGAGCUUUUUGUUAGGGAAGAUGAUGGAAGAUGAUGAAGAGACUUGUGCUUUGAUAAAUAAAGUUGGGAAAAUGAAAGAGGAAAAUGUCUUCAGAAGGAAGGAAAAGCCCCAGACUAGGAAGGCAAGACACAGUUUAACACAGCCAAAUCUAGGUCUGGAAAAUGACCAAGCACAAAACACCACCAGCUACUCUGCAGAAAGAAAGACUAACUACUUUAAGAAUCACCAUUUGUCUAAUCGCAGAGGUGGUGCUUGUGCGAAAAAAAUAAUCACUAGGGCAACAAUUUCCCCUGUGACUGGCUCCAUAUCAGAGGACCACACAUAUUCUCCUGUAUCCCAUGAAGCUUUAGAGGACAUCCUACAUACAGAAGGUGCACCAGUUUUGUUAGACAGUCUUGCAUGCUCUGCUGUUACAAGCCCCAGGUCAGGCAGUACGAUGCACUCUCUUGCUACCAGUUCAGCAUCAGAAAAACUAACAAUUUCUGGCCUUGGAGAGACAGAGGAUGUUAUAAACCCUGCCUUGCUGAACAGGACACUAAAGAGCCAAGCUGAUACGUCUGCAGAGAUACUUGAUUCGUCACGGAGGAAUUUGCUUUCUGUUUCUGCAGGGGAAGCUGAGAUACUGGAGCCCAGGGGACUCAAGGAGAGAGCAGCAGGCAAGCCUCCCGCUGUGCCACCGAAAACAGAAAAGGCUCUGCGGCGGGCCAAAAAGCUGGCAAGCAGGAGAAAGAAAACACAAGAGCAGCAGAAAAAAACUCCCACUGAGCAUACAGAUGCUGUAGGUAGAAAUCUUUCUCAUUCUGGACAGACGCUAGCAUCUCCCUCACCCUCCGGAUAUUCUCUCCAUCCUGCCCCCCACUCCACUUUUACUCCCACAGAAACCAGGACAGGAAGACCCAGUGGUGCAUCAGCAGUAAGCCCUUCACCCUCUUCAACCCAGCGUAAACUCCUCCAAGACCCUGACUCUGGUCAAUACUAUGUAGUUGAUUUACCAGCUGAAGUUAAUUUAAAGACAUUUUAUGAUCCAGAAACUGGCAAAUAUGUUCAAGUGUCAGUCCCUUCCUCAGAAGGGAAUGUAUACCAGCCCACCUCUUCAGAAAUUAUGAAUUCUCCCUAUGCCUCCUACCCUAAGGUGCUGCCUUUACCAGCUUCAUCUGUAGCAGUGCUGAAGUCACCUUCUCAGCUCUCUGAACCUACCUGGUUAAUGACAGCUGUACCAGGAGAACCAGCUGAACUACCUGAAGAUGGCCAGCAAGACUACAGAUACGCUGAAGCUGGGGAUACUCAGUCCUAUAUUGAGCCAGCCUCUUAUUCCUACAGGCAGGGUGGUGAAGAAACUCAAGUUUUCUUAGGAAAGGACACAAGCCCAACUCCAAAUGCUGACAUAGUGUCCCUCACUGAUUUAGAUGAUUUUGCUGCUGAAGGAGUGUCUUGA